Molecule: messenger RNA, 3378 nt
Organism: Salvelinus fontinalis (brook trout)
Lineage: Eukaryota; Metazoa; Chordata; Actinopteri; Salmoniformes; Salmonidae
Gene: csf1a
Product: colony stimulating factor 1a (macrophage)
Cellular component (GO): membrane
Molecular function (GO): growth factor activity; cytokine activity
Source: RefSeq, a predicted model, not a curated record
GAGGCGGUCACACACCCACACCCACAACCCAAUCCACACUCAGACUCGCUCAGUCAUUCAGUCAGUGAAGUCAGAUAUGGCUAAGCAGAACUGAACUUCUUGUCGGUCAACAUCUGGACAUUGAUCUUUCCCUCAUUUGGUGUCACUUCUUUCCUUCUCUUUUCUCCUCAUCGUUAUGCACUUCAAGUGGGAAAUAAUUGAAUCACCACCAGAGAAAGGAACUCUGCUCCAAUGACUCUAAAAGUGGACUCUACUCUUUUCUACUUGCCUAGGUCAGCCAGAUGAACACACACAAACCAGCCCACAAAGCCAAGGCUAGGCAUUUGUGCUUCGUCGUCCUCCUCUGCUUCCCUUUGGCGUGGGCUGGCGUCCCUGGUCCAUGUCGACACUCUGUGACAAAGGGUCACCUCCUCAACCUCAAUCGCCUGAUUGACAAUCAGUUGGAGAAUGGCUGUUCAAUAACCUAUGUAUUUACUGAGCUCCAGAGUUUGAGUGAAGUCUGUUAUGUGAAAGCAGCCUUUCCACAAAUCCUGGAGCUUCUGAACACAAACUUCAAUUAUGUCAUGAAGUCGGACAACGGACGCUAUGUCAAAUCCCUGAAGAAGGUCAUAUACAACCUUUACUCCCACAACUGCAUACCUGAAAUCAACGAGGAGAUUGAGGACAACCCAGUGAAGUUUGUGAGGGUGCACAGCACAUCGCCCAGAGAGGCUCUGAGGAAAGCCCGCGGGGUCAUUGAGAUGUACAUGACCCUGAUGACCAAGAGCAACGGGCCUGUCGACUGGAACUGUGAGGAAGAGUACGCUGAAGAUUACCCAGAAUCCGCCACUGUCCUCCCCACCCCAACCAAAGCUGAACCUGAACCGGAACACCAGUGUGCAUGUCCAACAGUGGGUCCGGUGGCCCCUGAUGUCUCCCUGGUCUCCCACAGUGUAUGGAGCAGUCCCCCACAGCCCACCCUCUCCCAGUCCCCCAACCAUGUACCCAGGCCUCACCCACCAUUGGGUACCCACAGCGCUGACCCUGGGGUGUUCCUAGGGAGUCCUGGUACUGUAGGACCCCCCUCCCUUAGGGAGCUGCAGGUGACUGUCCCCGAUGGACAUUCACUUGGAGAGGGCAGAGAGGGGGAGUUACACUGGGAUUCUCGUCUACCUCCACCCACUGGAACUGAGUCAGACUCUGCACUCUAUAAAACAGGCUCGAACCCCCCUUCUGCCACAGACCACCCUUUAAUGUCUUCCCCUCCCAGCCUAGUUCUCAUGGAGACUGUUGGCUCCAAGGACAAGGGUUUUUACUACCCCCAGACUGAAAGGGCGAUGGAGGCUUCUGCAGACAAACCAGCAGGGAGAGGAGCAGCAGGUUCACCACACGAUCUCUUUAUUGUCCCUGGGGUCAAGCUGGUCACACCUGUCCCUUUCUUGUACAAGGUGAUGGGCAUCACCCUCAGUAGUGAUGAGAGCACUGCCUUUGUGUUGGCCAAGAGGUCACUGGACGCCAGGAACUAUGGAAUAUCCCAGGAUGGAGUUUCAACAGAGACCCCUCAACUAGAGGACACUACGAAAACAUACCCAAGCACAGAGAGAUAUUCACAUGACUGGAAGCAUCCGAUUGGGAGCACUACGACUGAAGCAUCUCCACAUUGGAAGAUGACAGAGGAGGAGCCAGACAAACUACACAUCACUACAAAGGUCCUGGGCCAAAUCAGGAAGACUGAGUCAAAACAUACUAGGACAUACUAUGAGGAAGUCUUGAGCACAGAUAUCCUGUCAGAGAAGACAGAUGUGGAUGACGCUCCUAUUUCAGAAAGGCCCAGUGAAGGCUCAGAGAAGAAAUUCCAGAAUGGGAAAACUGGUCAUUACGAUUCGAGCACCUACUACCAGACAGCCUUUAUCAUUGCAGCCGUGUGCGGCGGACUUCUCCUCAUCACAACAUUAUUCAGUGAGAAGAAGAGACUCCGAGCCCUUCUCCACAGUGCCAACAUAAUUGAAAACCAGAGGGCAUGCCGCAGCAUUAAGGACAUUGAGCUGCAGUAUUAUAAAGCCAAGGAUUGAGAGCUCUGGUAAGAGCCAUUAACAUUCCUUUCCACGUCUUCAGCUAGAUUGAAUGCUAAAUGAUUUAUUGAGUCAUUAGAAAACAUCCUUCAUUCCUAUCCAAGCACUUCGGAUGGCCAAGGUUUGGUUUUGCUUUGAGCAUUUCUCAAAUGGUAUGUUCUUUUCAAUGCCCCAUAUGUGGAAUUGGCUGGGACUAAUGCACCCCUAUUGAGAUCUGAGGGAAACAGUUUAAGAUGCUUGAGUACUGCUGCCCUCAAAUCAUGACACGUUAUAUCAUUCACACAAUGACUAAGAAGUUAGUCUCUCUCUCUCUCUCUCUCUCUCAGUAUAUCAUUCACACACUGACUAAGAAGUUAGUCUCUCUCUCUCUCAGUAUAUCAUUCACACAAUGACUAAGAAGUUAGUUUCUCUCUCUCUCUCUCUCUCUCAGUAUAUCAUUCACACAAUGACUAAGAAGUUAGUCUCUCUCAGUAUAUCAUUCACACAAUGACUAAGGAGUUGGUCUCUCUCUCAGUAUAUCAUUCACACAAUGACUAAGAAGUUAGUCUCUCUCUCAGUAUAUCAUUCACACAAUGACUAAGAAGUUAGUCUCUCUCAGUAUAUCAUUCACACAAUGACUAAGAAGUUAGUCUCUCUCAGUAUAUCAUUCACACAAUGACUAAGAAGUUAGUCUCUCUCUCUCUCUCUCAGUAUAUCAUUCGCACAAUGACUAAAAAGUUAGUCUGUCUCUCUCUUUCUCUCUCUCUCAGAAUAUCAUUCACGAAUGACUAAGAAUUAGUCUCUCUCUCUCUCUCUCUAGGACUGGUUUCAACUGCCAGUAAGAGACCAAUAACUACCUAAUUUGUCAAACAAGUGGAAGACAUGGACAUUUGGCUGAACUAUUUUAAUUGUGUCACUCUUUUGUAUAUAAAUAUCUAAGAAUAUCUAAAGUAAUCUAUUUUUAUACAAAUUAAGUUUAUUAUUCCUUAAAAUAUUGCUGGAAUUGUUUUUACAGAGAAUCUUAUGCUAUCAAAGUUAUACAAUAUUGGCCUGCUUCCAUUAUUUUUCUGUUUAAAAGGUUUGCGUGAAUUUGUCGCUCAUAGACUAUUUGGACGGUGUCAUGUACAACAGAAUUUGGAUCUUCCCUGAAAUAGUGUGGACCAAUCAACCUCCAAGGACUCUUCAGCACGGCAGGGGUUAGUGACUUCACCUAACCCUGAUGCUUCUUCACUGACACUGCCCUGCCAUCAAACAUCUCCAAGCGUGACUGAUAGAUCCUCACAGUGAAAUGUACAGUUCAAGAGUAACUGAUAGAUCCUCACAGUGAAAUGUACAGUUCAAGCAUGAC